GCUCAGUCAUCAGGUGGAAUAUUGUCCCCGACAGCAGCUCUCACGCAGAUCAGCCAUGCUCCAGCUCCUCGCGCUCCUGCUGCUGCUGAGCACGAGCGGCUCAGCUCUUCACAACGACGCCACAGAGUCAGUACACGCGCAUCCACCUCACGAGCCCGAAGACGAGCCGGCCGAGAAAGACCUGAACCAGGCGAGGAACGGCGGGAGAGGGCUGGCUGACUCUGUGCGUAACGGCCCGGACCAAAGCCAGGUGGGCUGCAGGGAGCUGAGGUCCACAAAGUACAUCUCUGAUGGCCAGUGUACCAGCAUCAACCCCAUCAAGGAGCUGGUGUGUGCUGGGGAGUGUCUGCCAGCCCACCUGCUGCCCAACUGGAUCGGCGGGGGGGCUGGGGUUUACACUGGGAGGCACUGGAGCCGCCGCGACGCCCAGGAGUGGCGCUGCGUCAUCGACCAGACCAGAACCCAGCGGAUCCGGCUGCAGUGCCAGGACGGCAGCUCCCGGACCUACAAGAUCACCGUGGUAACCUCCUGCAAGUGCAAGCGCUACUCCAGAGAGCAGAAUGACUCGGGACACAAGGACAGGUCCGUCCACAGAGGGAACGAGAGGAAACUUCAGAGGAAGGCUGGACCGCCUGAGGAGAAACCUGGGGGGCAGACCGAAAAUGAACAGAGUUAGUUCAUCAGGAAGUGUGGGGAGGAAGAGCAGGGGUGCGGAGCUGAUCCUGGAUGAGCCAUGUCUUCAUGAGGAUCGCAAUUAGCGUGAGCAUUAGCUAUUCUUCAUGAGGUCCACACGCAUACAAACAGUAACAUACUUUAGCCACCUGAACACAACACCUCAUCUCAUUUAGUUAACAAACAGGACUGAAAGUGAAACAAUAAUGACCAUCCUGCCGCAUCGUUAACCCACACACGAAACAAACACUUUCUCAAUAAUGAUUACACACUUCUACACACAUAAAGUAGUAAUUUGUGAAAAACAGAAGUAGUAGUGUCUGAAAACACUUUCAAUUAAAUAUUUAUCGAUCCUGUGUCUACAGAAAAGUGAAAUUCCAAGAACUUCAUUAAAUAAAUAUUUAAUCUAUUAUUGUGACAAAUAUUUUGAGAUCUGUUAGCCUAGCUUAGCAUAAAUGCUGGAAGCAGGGGGACACCGCUAGCCCGGCCCCGUCCAAAGUACGACCACCUAGAAAGCUCAAUGAUUUGUAUUGUGGUUUACUCUGUCCACAAAAAGGAAUGUUAAAAUCAGUAUUUGGCUUUAGGGUGAACUAUUUAACACUUUUCUCAUCUGCCGUCACUUCUGUAUGAUGUCCAGCUUCACUGUGAUGAAAGACCUCAGAAAGCUGCACACAGUCCCCACAGCUGUCAGUUCAUUAGCAAUAGCUUCAGCACAUAUAUGUCAUUUCUGUAUGUGUACAGAUGAAACAAAGAAAUGGUGUAAAGUAGUGAGUUUUACAGAACCAGGCUCCCUGUUUCUUAUUGCUUCCCCUCUUUAUGCUAAGCUAGGCUAUCUAUGAAUGGCAUCUAUUGGAAUCACUUGCAUGUCUAAAUCUGACAGGGGUGAAUCACGAACACAUCUUGAGACAUGAUGUGUUCACUAAAUGGUUAGAGCAGGCCUCUGUGCAAGUUAAGCUCUCAGCUGUGCUCUGUUAGGCAGCCAGACAAACCUGCAAAACACUGAUUAACCUGAUCCCAAAUACACUGACAGCCAUCCAGUGGGACUCUGGCAGGAAUCAUAACGGUGCUCAUUUUACUGCAGAGAAGAAUGGAGGAAAAGUUGACUCUAAAAUCCCAUUAAUCCACUAGAAUUUCAAGAACAUUUAAGAUGGCCAGAAACCAGAUUUGACAUUUAAUAUUAGGAUUAUAUAAACCCUGUACUUUACAAUGGUUUCCCUUUGAUGUUAUGGUAGCACACAAAAAAUGGUUGUUGUAACAGGAAACGUUUUUUGAAAGGAAAGCUAAACAACUGCUCCUCACCAGAGGGGCAGGCAGGUGUUGGUUUUUAUACUCACUUUAAAUGAAUAUUUCGAGUACUUCAGAUAAAAUUGUCUAUAUGGAAGUUUUACAUUCAGUAUCAACAGUUUGACAAUAAUCAACACCAGUUCCUCAUAAUGUUUCAUAGAAAAUGUAACCCAGAUGGCUUUAUGAUGACUUUGAAACAAAAUGCUGUUCCAAAUGAGUUAUAUAAACACAAGUUACAGGAGACAGGUCUGAGUAUAGUCCGUUUUAAACAGUAAGUAGCUUCUCAUCUAUGCUCGAUAUGUGCAUUUUGAACUGCUCUCAGAGUGCUGAUCCGACUCGGUGUGUAACGCUGUAGAGCCUUUGUGUGAAGAAUAUAAACUAUUAUCUAUUACAUAAUAAAAGCUCAACAGACUUAGGAUGCAAGACAUGUGAAACAUAAUGUUGCAAUGGUUUAUAAAAGUUUCAAAUGUGAAGUUCGAUGUAUUAAAUAGAAUGAUGCUUAGUUAGCGUGAGUGUUAUGUACAAUAUGUGGGGAGAUUUGAUGGGUUUUUCAGAGUGGCAUACCAUUUAUUUUUGUACCAGAACAGUCAAAGUUCUUUUUUUACAUUUAUAAUAAAAACAACAAUAUUGUUUACAGCACUGUGUUUGUGUCAUACUGCUGCCGGCAUGCCAGACAGGCUCAGAGCCAACAGGAACUCUCUAACAACAGAGGCAUUAGUGAGUGAUGAGGCUCUUUUCAUCAGACGCCACACUUUGUGUAACUGUGAAGGGGAUACCUUCCCCUCCAGGCUACUGGGGCUUGUUCCAGCUGCCGUGACAUGUUAACACUCUUUAUUGUUUCAUAUAUCCGUUCCUCUUUCCCCUCUGAAAGCUGUGGGCUGAGGCAGCAGUGAAUAGAAUCACCUGCACUGGACCACAGCAGGAUGUUUGACUUGUCUUACCUGCACAGGGGAAAUAAGUGAUGUCUCUUUGUCCAUAAUAUCCUGUGGGUACCGAACAAUGCAGAGUCGAGGAAUGUUGACGAGACGGU
Molecule: messenger RNA, 2986 nt
Organism: Gymnodraco acuticeps
Lineage: Eukaryota; Metazoa; Chordata; Actinopteri; Perciformes; Bathydraconidae
Product: sclerostin domain-containing protein 1-like
Exons: 2
Coding region: 56-676 (206 amino acids)
Biological process (GO): negative regulation of Wnt signaling pathway; negative regulation of BMP signaling pathway
Molecular function (GO): BMP binding
Source: RefSeq, a predicted model, not a curated record